Molecule: messenger RNA, 1795 nt
Organism: Toxoplasma gondii ME49
Lineage: Eukaryota; Apicomplexa; Conoidasida; Eucoccidiorida; Sarcocystidae
Product: PAN/Apple domain-containing protein
Exons: 1
Coding region: 248-1303 (351 amino acids)
Biological process (GO): proteolysis
Cellular component (GO): extracellular region
Molecular function (GO): protein binding
Source: RefSeq, a predicted model, not a curated record
CGAGCUGGUUGUCGUCACCUGAGAACCAUUACAACAUCAGUCGAAUAUAAGCGUACAGAUUCGUCACUUUCACUUCAUUUGACUUCCCUGUUUUCCUCCCUCAUCGCAGGCCUCGUAGAAUUGCCUAUAGUCCAACUCCGUCUCACCUCCCAUCCCUGCUCUCUCCCCUGAUCGGCAGUGGUACUGUGUAGCGAGAUUGCCAAUCAAUUCCCGAUUUUCCGAAGAUUGUUCGCUAGCUGUUAGCAAUAUGGACGCGCUGAAGACUGUGUUCAACCGGAGAAUCGCUCUCCCCGUUGUUGUUGCAGCGGCGUUGCUCCAUAAUAGUGCCGAGGCCCUGCAAUCUCCAGGGCUCCGGAGACAGCUAGUCAACGCCCACUCUUUCGCUGAGGUGGAGUCGACAGGAUACAGCUGCCUCGAAAAAGGCAAGGAGUACGUUGGUUUCAGCCUGACUGAGUUCACCGAAGUGGGUGACGCUGCUUUGUGCCAGCAGAGGUGCAAUCAACACCCGCAGUGUGGCUUCUUCACAUUCUAUUCCAAUGGGAACCGAUGCGUGCUCCAGUCCCGCAAGCCUUCUCAGGAGAAGAACAAUGCCAAUGCCGUUUCUGGCCCGAAACGGUGCCCGCUUUGCCUCGUUGAUUCCUUUGAUUUCAGAGGCGAGAAAAACAUGCACGAUAAUGGGGUUCCCGGUAUCAAAACAGUCGUCGAGUGUCAAAUGGGGUGCGCAGCGGAGCCCAAAUGCAAAGGCUUCCUUUUCCAACACAAGACCAAGCAGUGUCACUUCAAAACAAGUGAUAACUAUUUGAAAUCGCUCCAUCCGGACAAUGAGUAUGUCGCAGGUCCGAAAACGUGUACGGGUGAACACUGGUGCAUCAUGAAGGAUAUUGGCUACGAAGCCAUGUACACGAGACGGUCCCAAACAAACUCAGCGGAAGAGUGCCAAAAUAAGUGCCUCAACGACGAGCAGUGCCAGUAUUUCACCUGGCAAGUGUCGAACAAGCAUUGUUGGUUGAAACAUGGACCUACCAUUGCCAACUCCAAAUACAACCGUCAAGGCGACCAUUCAGCACCAAAACACUGCGGCCUGCCGACCACAUGUGUCAAGGAGCGGACCAAGUACGCGGGCGAAACCGUUGCGACGUUCCCCAAGAGCGAGGUGGGGACCUUCGAGUCCUGCCAAAUGAAGUGCUGGAAGACCAGCAAGUGUGUGUUUAUGCACUUCAACAAUGAUGGCUGCACGCUCUCUGGGAUCAAUGCAACCGCUCAAACUGAUGCGAACUCCAAAGCAGGCGAUAUCACAUGCUGAAUGAAACGUUAACCCCUCAGCUCGUCAUUUCUAAGAAUUCGGAAACGUAGCGGAAUCAUUGUUAUUUGAGCGGAUCCUCCAGAAAGGCAUCGUUGCGGGAAGUUGACUGCUAAAUAAACUCUUUAAGUGAAUACCCCCGUUGGUUCUGUGAUGGAAUGUACCACAGGUUCGUUUCUUGCUUCAUCAUUUCGUCUCCUCUGGCUGCGGUGUUCAGUUCGAGAUACGUUGGAAAUUCUCAGGCGCCGUGCUACGUGAGGUGCCAGCGCAUUUCGCAUUUGGCGCUUGGGUGAGUGGAACUCUAUGAAUGGUGGUUGAUUGCCGCUGGUGGUCACGAAUUAUGAACUCGUUCGUGAGAACAAUCAUUGAGUAGCCGCAGCCGCAUAUGCGCAACUGGGAGACGGGGCGCCGUGGCUUGUAAGGCGGCAUUUUCUAGGGUGUGCACUCCUUUCCAAUAGUGAGCGACUGAUCGCCCUGUGAAUUCGAGUUACCCCU